AUGUGGAGAGUUGAACAAAUUAAAAAUGAACCCAAUUCAAGAUGUGCCCAUCAAUCAGAGACAAUAGAUGGUGAAUUAUAUGUAUUUGGUGGUUGGAAUGAUGAUAAUGAAAUGUUAAAUGAUUUAUUUAAAUUGAAUAUAGAAACAUGGGAAUGGGAAGAAGUUAAAGUUGAAAAUAAUUUCAUAACACCAAGAAAUGGUCAUUCAUUAAAUUCUUAUAAUGGUAAAUUAAUUGUAUUUGGUGGUGGUUCAUUUUCUGGUUUUUUAAAUGAUAUAUUCAUUUUUGAUCCAAAAACUGUUGAGUGGAAUUGUAUAAAUACUACAGGUGAUAUACCAUCUGGUAGAUCAAAACAUUCCUCAACAUUAUUAGGUGAUAAAUUAUAUAUAUUUGGUGGUGGUGAUGGUAUUAGAUUAUAUAAUGAUAUGUAUUGUUUAGAUUUAUUAAAGUAUGAAUGGAAAAAGAUAAAUCAAGAAAAUAAUAAUAGUAAUAAUAAUAAUAUCAAUAGUAAUAAUAAUAAAAAUGAUAAAAAUAAUGAAAAUAAUGAUAAUUUAAUACCGUCUGCAAGAUGGGGUCAUACAAUGGUAGAUUUUGGUGAUGGUAAACAUUUAAUAUUAUUUGCAGGUCACGCAGGUACAAAAAGGAUAAAUGAUCUCCAUUUAUUUAAUGUUGAAACCAAUGAAUGGAGACAUCAAACUUUAUUUUCGACUGAUAGUGAUGAUACACCAUUACCAAGGGCAGGUCAUUCUGCCAAUAUGAUUGGUCCACAUAUGAUUAUAUUUGGUGGUGGUGAUGGUCAUGUAAUUAAUGAUAUCUAUGGUUUAGAUACUCGAGUUUGGAAAUGGUGGAAAUUAAGAACUGUAAAUGCCCCAGAUGCACGUUGUGCUCAUUCUGCAACUGUAGUAAAAAAUAAACUUUUAAUAUUUGGUGGUGGUAAUGGUGUACAAUGUUUAAAAAAAUUAUUAAUUAUGGAUAAUUUAGAACAAUUAGAAUUAUUAUAUAAAAAUAGACAUUUAAUUAAAUCAAUACCAACUCAAAAUAUAAUUAAUAUACCAAUUGUAAAUAAUAAUAAUAAUAAUAAUAAUAAUAAUAAUAAUAAUAAUAAUAAUAAUUCAAAUAAUAAUAAUAAUAAUAAAAGAACAAAUAGAAAUUUAGAUCAUAUAAAAAAUUCAUUUUCUCAAAUUUCUGCAAACAUACAAUUAAAAUCAAAGAAUAUAGAAAAUAAUAAUCAUACAGUUUUACCACAAUUUCCAUCCUUUAAGAAUAAUGAAAAUAAUAAUAAUAAUAUAAAUAAUAUAAAUAAUAGGAAAGAAAGUGAUAAAUAUAGAGAUAGUUGUUUAACUGAAUCACAAAAAAAAGAUGUAAAAUAUUUUUUAAAUAGUAUUGGAAUGUCAAAAUAUGUAAAUAGAUUUAUAGAAGAGGAAAUUGAUUCAACAGUUUUUCAUUUAUUAACAGAGAAUCAUUUAAAAGAGAUUGGAAUAAAAUCAUUAGGUGAAAGAUUAUCAAUUAUAAAGGGAGUAAGAGAAUAUUCUUUAUCUUCAAUUUAA
Dictyostelium discoideum AX4 is the source of this 1545-nucleotide messenger RNA. Its product is annotated as Kelch repeat-containing protein. The record is from RefSeq and is a predicted model, not a curated record. Gene Ontology annotation, cellular component: cytoplasm. The transcript is spliced from 3 exons. Lineage: Eukaryota; Evosea; Eumycetozoa; Dictyosteliales; Dictyosteliaceae. The coding region runs from base 1 to 1545 and encodes 514 amino acids.